Molecule: messenger RNA, 1973 nt
Organism: Lytechinus variegatus (green sea urchin)
Lineage: Eukaryota; Metazoa; Echinodermata; Echinoidea; Temnopleuroida; Toxopneustidae
Product: growth hormone secretagogue receptor type 1-like
Exons: 2
Coding region: 463-1605 (380 amino acids)
Biological process (GO): G protein-coupled receptor signaling pathway
Cellular component (GO): plasma membrane
Molecular function (GO): G protein-coupled receptor activity
Source: RefSeq, a predicted model, not a curated record
UUAAGGCGACUAUUCACUCCAGGGCGACUACUUGCCUCUUCCAAGCCGAUAACUUAUCGAUUUCAUGGGAUUUCUUGUUUCAUUGUUUUAUCAUAUCAAUACUUUCAAUGAACUGAAACUCAUGACUGACAGAUGGGUGGAAUAAUUAUGAUAACACGUGAAAUUUCGAUAAGUUAAUAUUUCGCACGAAGUGAUCAUCACUAGAGUUAAUAUCUGUCGAUCAAUGUGUGCACCUCAGCUGCCCGAGCUGCCGUCACGAGUGAAAACAUUCCAGAGAUUUGGCGAAGACUCGGAAGUGACAUCUUUUUGAGGGGCGCAUAUAUCGAUCGAUCUGUAGACUUUAUUAAGAAUGAAAUUUAGCCAAGCGUUGGAGAAAACAGAGGAAUUUGACAAAAAGGAAGAAGUGGAAACUUGUUGAAGCAGGAGGGAUUGACACCUUUGAGUAAAUUUAAUCUACAAGUGAUGGGUGACCAGUGGAUUGCAGAUGUAGAUGCAGUUUGUUUCGAGAAAGGCUAUGAUAUCUACAACCUCUCGGUGAAAUAUACCGAAGAGAAUCUAGUCAAGGACCAAGUCGAGGUCAUCAUCAAGUCCUACGUCCUGCCAUGUGUGCUGGCCUUUGGCCUCUUUGGGAAUCUACUAUUCCUCUUUGUGGUAGCUCGUGUCCGAUCUAUGCGCACCAUCACCAACAUGUACCUAACCAACUUGGCAAUCGCUGACCUGUUCUAUUUGUCCGUAGGGGUCGGCGAGAAACUCUGGCGGUACCACAUAUCCCCAGUGAAAGACGAUCGCACUCCUUUUGGCAACAUCGGCUGUGUCUUCUUCCCGUUCGUUGUCGAUACCACCUACACCGCAUCGGUGUUGUUGGUUACCUUGGUAACAGUGGAACGUUAUUACGCCAUUUGUAAGCCUUUUUGGCACCGUCGGAUGGCGACGCGUAAGCGAACGAUAAAACUCAUUGUCGCGACGUGGAUAGUCAGCCUCUGUUUAGCCGCCAUGUUGAUACCCGGACAUUAUCCAAUGGUUUACAGAUGUUUUAUAUACCCAGAUGAUCCCAAAUACGAUGGUUACCCUUCACUUAACGGUUACUGCAGUGCCGUCAAACCAUGGCUCAUUGACUUGGUAAAUGGAUGCCAGGUUAUCCCGUUCUUUAUCGCCAUGAUCGUAAGCUCUUUCCUGUACACGCUCAUCAUCAAAAGCCUACACGCGCGCGUCAAUACCGAUAUCGCUCUCAACUCGGAUCGAUACCAGCUCACCCAGGUGCGCAAUUCCGUCACCAAAAUGCUUCUCGUCACCGGCAUACUGUUUUUCCUUUGUCUGUUUCCGUACCAACUUUUCACCUUUUCUCUGAUGGUCGCAGGUAUAAUCAGCGAUGAUGCUUACGGAAAAGUAAAUGAUGUUAUAGAGCCAUUCUGGCCCAUUUUUCAGACGAUGAUGUAUGUGAACUCUGCGAUGAAUGCGUACGUCUACGGUAUUACGAAUGCGCGUUAUCGACAAGCCCUGAUCAAGACGUUUGCUUGUGGCUUUGAGAAGCAAGAGAUGAUUAUGUCAUCGAUAUCCAUGAAGUCUUCGACUCAGACCAUCGCAGAAAAUUUGGACAAAGCAUAGAAUUCGAAAGCAGAGAGUUUACAAAGAAAUAACUUAAAAGUUAAGGAGAAGUCUAUCCUCAUUACAUCAAGCUAGUUUUCUGAUGUUAAAAACAAGAAACUUUGUUCAUCAUGUAGGUUUUGGGAAUAUCCAUCAAAGAACGAUUGAGUUAGAAAUUUGAUCAAGGGCCAUUUUCUCAAUUUUUUAAAAUCAAAGUUAUUUGUGCUCUGACGGUAAUGUCUAACCACACAUAAAAGCCUAUUUUAAUCAUGCAACUGCAAAAAAUUAUCUUUCUUAGCAAUUGCCUAUGAAGACUUAAUGGGCGGCCAUAUGCCCCCCCCCCCAAAAAAAAAAAAGUAAUCAAUUAUCCCAACAAACACUAAUUAUUU